CAAAUAAAGGAAAAGCAGAACCAUGUGUCUGAUGGCAAAAGAGGGGACGCAGUUCACUUUUCUGAUAGCCAUUUCAUGAGUCAGCUGACCUGAGAUACAUACGUCAACUCUCAUGAGAUUUCUUGAGCUAGGAAGGUGGUUGGCUUACAGCACAGUAGGGAGCUUCUACGGCUGACUGGUGUGGGAUACCUGUGCCACAGGAAUGCAAGAGCCAUUGCUUCUUCCAGCCCUUGUCUUUCUGCUGAGCUUGUCUGGAGCUGUGAUUCAGAAAACCAAAGCUUCCUGUCAGUGCCCUGAAAAUGCUUCCUGUGUCAAUAAUACUUACUGCACCUGCGACUCGGGAUAUACUUCUGGAUCUGGACAGAAACUAUUCACAUUCCCCUUGGAGAUAUGUAAAGAUAUUAAUGAAUGUCAACCACCCUUUAGUGUAUACUGUGGGGUAAAUGCUGCAUGUCAGAAUGUGGAAGGAAGUUUCUACUGUCACUGUGUCCCAGGAUAUAAACUCCAUUCUGGGGAUGCACAGUUCAAGAGUUCCAGCGAGAACACUUGUCAGGACGACACCUCCUCAGAGACAACCCAAGGCGGGAAAGAGCUGCAAAAAAUUGUGGACAAUUUUCAGUCACUUCUCACCAAUCAGACUCUAUUGAGAACAGGAGAGAGACAAGAAAUCUCAUCCAGAGCUACCUCUAUUCUUCAGGAUGUGGAAUCAAGUGUUCUAGAAACUGCCUUGAAAACGCCAGAACAAAAAGUCCAGAAAAUCCAGAACAGUACUAUGGCUGUUGAAACUCGAGUGAUCACAGACAAUUGCUCUGAAGACAGACAGACAUUCAGCUUGAACGUCCAAAUGAACUCCAUGGACAUCCAUUGCCGUGACGCCAUCCAGGGAGACACACAAGGUCCCAGUGCGGUUGCCUUUAUCUCAUAUUCUUCUCUUGGAAAUAUCAUAAAUGCAACUUUUUUUGAAGAGAUGGAUGAGAAAGAUCGACUAUAUCUGAACUCUCAGGUAGUGAGUGCUGCUAUUGGACCCAAAAGGAACGUGACCCUCUCCACGCCUGUGAUGCUGACUUUCCAGCACGUGAAGAUAAACCCCAGAAGCAAAAAAGUCUUCUGUGUCUACUGGGAGAGCACAGAGCAGGGCGGCCAGUGGUCCAAGGAUGGCUCCUUCCUGAUAAGCAUGAACAAGAGUCAUACCGUGUGCAAUUCCACUCACUUGUCCAGCUUCGCUGUCCUGAUGGCACUCACCAGCCAGGAGGAGGAUCCCAUGCUGACCGUCAUCACCUAUGUGGGGCUGAGCCUCUCUCUGCUGUGCCUCCUCCUGGCAGCCCUCACCUUCCUCCUGUGCAAAGCCAUCCAGAACACCAGCACCUCGCUGCAUCUACAACUCUCACUCUGCCUCUUCCUGGCCCACCUCCUCUUCCUCGUGGGGAUUGAUCAAACUGAAGCCAAGGUGCUGUGCGCCGUCAUCGCUGGUGUCUUGCAUUAUCUCUACCUGGCUGCCUUCACCUGGAUGCUGCUGGAGAGCCUGCACCUCUUCCUCACUGCACGGAACCUGACGGUGGCCAACUACUCAAGCAUCAACAGACUUAUGAAGUGGGUCAUGUUCCCAGUCGGCUAUGGCGUUCCCGCUAUGAUUGUGGCCAUUUCUGCAGCCUCCAGGCCUCACCUUUACGGAACCACUGAUCGGUGCUGGCUCCACCUGGACAAGGGAUUCAUCUGGGGUUUCCUUGGCCCAGUCUGUGCCAUUUUCUCUGUGAAUUUAGUGUUUUUUCUCUUGGUGUUUUGGAUUUUGAAAAGAAAACUUUCCUCCCUCAACAGUGAAGUGUCAACCAUCCAGAACACAAGGAUGCUGACUUUCAAAGCAACAGCUCAGCUCUUCAUCCUGGGCUGCACGUGGUGUCUGGGCUUCCUACAGGUGGGUCCGGCUGCCCGGGUCAUGGCCUACCUCUUCACCAUCAUCAACAGCCUGCAGGGCUUCUUCAUCUUCUUGGUCUACUGCCUCCUCAGCCAGCAGGUCCAGAAACAAUAUCAAAAGUGGUUUAGAGAGAUGCUCAAAUCAAAAUCUGAGUCUGAGACAUACACACUUUCCAGCAAAGUGGGUCCUGACUCAAAACCCAGUGAGGGAAGGGAGGGACGUGUGCAUCCUGAAAGAGAAGCAGGCUGUCCCUGAAGGUUCUCAAAGAUUCAGUGGGAACAACUCACGUGCUCAGCAAAACUAUUGAUGAUGACCAAGUGUGAGUAAUUCUCCUGGCAGAACAUCCGGGCUCCGUCCCAUGACUUCGUGGUUGGGGAGAAGUAGUAACACUUGCUCUCAAAGGGGAGCCAACCUUCAGGACAGGUAACUCGGGAGCAGUCUGGAAACCGGACAGGAUGCUGUCAGGAUGGCCCCAGAACCUGAGCCAUGUACAUUGUAUGCCACAUACAGUUGUGCGGGCUCAACUCCAGGGGAACACCAUUCACAUAGACUGCACUGAGAAUCACUUCAGGGCAGUAAUGUAAUGUGCCAGCUCUGCCAUGGCCCCUGUCCCUGGGCAAUUACCCAAGCCUCACUCACCUAAUAAGCCCCAAAGUUCCACCAGGGACUGGUUGGUGUCAGCUCUUACACGGUCAAUGUCAUGCUUCAGGCCAGCUAGCCCUGCCAUGCCAGUCACUGUCAGAAGGGAUGGGCUUGAGGAUUAGAGACUCAGAACCCACCCCAUCCAUCCACCACGGACUGCAGACACAUCACAGAGAAGCAAAUGUGGACUCCACUGCGUCCACAUUCCAGUGGGUCAUGCUUGAGCUCAAAAACCACAUGUACAGUACUCAGAAUCUGAGAAUGGCUCAGAGGAGGGAUCAAUCCCUGGGACCUGGGGAAGAGUAAGGAUGGUGGGCACCCUGGAGGAAGUGGGUUUUAAAGGAAGACAAUG
This is a messenger RNA of Saimiri boliviensis boliviensis (Bolivian squirrel monkey), 2906 nucleotides long. The record is from RefSeq and is a predicted model, not a curated record. Lineage: Eukaryota; Metazoa; Chordata; Mammalia; Primates; Cebidae.